CCUAAAAAAAGUAGCCGCCUCUAUCAUUGAAGGAGAAGGAGAGAGAAAUGCAGAAUACACAAUCAUUCAAAGGGAGGAACAUGUGUUCUCACGCAUGGAAGCUAUGGAUGUCUACAGCGGAAUCAAUCAGUAGAAGAAAAAAAGAAGAUAUAAAGUUUUGCAAGCUGAGGUUGGUGAGCUGAAAAACUUGAAAGUUCUUGAAGACUAUAACAUGCUCAUUCCGGUUCCUAGUACUAAUUGCAUUGGAAAUUGAAUAAUGGAUGAGCAGCAAUUUUGAAAUAAUAAAAAAUUAUAUAAAUUGUAUUAGAAAUUGAAUAAUGGAUGAACAACAGUUUUGAAAUAAUUAAAAAAUUAUAUAAAUUGUAAUAGAAUAGCAUUUGUUUUUCUAAAGCUAAGCAGAAUUAUAUUUAGUAGACUGCACACUAAAAAGAUAAUAUAUCUCGAUUCAUACAAAAACAGAGCUCUAAAUUGAGCUAACUAAAUUUUACAAUAAGGUAUCAAAAUUUAAGCCAAGAUGUUGACCACAUAACAGUUCCCACCAAAACAGUCAUCAAUAGCAAUCUUAUUAUUUUUAAGACAACUCUCAGUUCUCACCAAAACAGUCAUCAAUAGUAAUCUUAUUAUUUUUAAGACAACUCUCACUUUAUAUUAGUAUAGAUGAGAUUUACAUGAUUAUUUUUUCUACAAUUAUCAUAUUAAUAUAGUAAUUUGAGUUGGUAUGGAAUAUGGAUGGAGAAUUGGUAGGAUGAGAUGAGAAAUGGUGUGACACUUGAAAAUUACUGUUGUAUCCUCAACUCCCUUCUUUAACCCCAACGCCCAAAUCUCAAUCUCUCUAUCUCUCACCAGCAAGCAAUGAAGCUGCACUUGAAAAUGGUAGCCUGUAUUAAUCCCCACCCUUAAUCAUUAAUUAAUUAAUCCUCUCCCAUUUAAUUAAUUCAUUCCCCUCCAUUCCAUUCUCACAACCCCCAUUUUCCACUUUCUGCAACAAUGCCGGGUUUAGUCUCCGUCAAGACGCCGCCGGACGCGCUGCCGCUGCGAAUCACCGUCCCCGAAGACCAGCACCACACUCCCAUCCAGGCGCAACCCAUCAGAUCCGACCCCAAAUCCAGCUCCCCAGCCACGCGCCGCCCUCCCUCCCCUUCCCCCUCCACCUCACGCGCCAAGCCCUCGCCGGAUCGGGGCUCCGCCAAGAAGAAAUCCCCGCCCGAGAAGAACCUCCUUAACGAAUCCUCCCUGGACAACCCGGAUCUCGGCCCCUUCCUGCUCAAAUUGGCGCGGGACACGAUCGCGUCCGGCGAGGGCCCCACCAAGGCCCUGGACUACGCGCUGCGGGCCUCCAAGAGCUUCGAGAUAUGCGCCGUCGACGGCGAGCCCAGCCUGGAUUUGGCCAUGAGCCUGCACGUGGUUGCGGCGAUCUACUGCAGCCUCGGGAAAUUCGAGGAGGCUGUGCCGGUGUUGGAGAGGGCGAUCAAGGUGCCGGAGGUGGCGAGGGGUGCGGAUCACGCGCUCGCGGCGUUUUCGGGGUAUAUGCAGUUGGGGGAUACGCAUUCCAUGCUGGGGCAGCUGGAUCGGUCGAUUGAGUGCUAUAAAGAUGGCCUCAAAAUUCAGAUGGAGGCCUUGGGUGAAAAUGAUCCCAGAGUUGCAGAGACCUGCAGGUACUUGGCGGAGGCCCAUGUUCAAGCCAUGCAAUUUGAUGAAGCUGAUAAUUUAUGCAAAAAAACUCUAGAAAUCCAUCGAGUGCACAGCCCACCGGCAUCCCUUGAGGAAGCAGCAGACCGUCGAUUGAUGGCCCUCAUAUGUGAGGCUAAGGGUGAUUAUGAAGCAGCCUUGGAACACCUUGUACUUGCCAGCAUGGCUAUGAUUGCCAAUGGACAAGAAAAUGAGGUUGCAGCUAUAGAUGUUAGCAUUGGCAAUAUCUAUUCAUCUCUUUCCCGCUUUGAUGAAUCAGUUUUCUCCUAUCAGAAGGCACUCACUGUUUUCAAAUCUUCUAAAGGAGAUAACCACCCUUCGGUGGCCUCGGUCUUCGUCCGGCUUGCUGACCUGUACUACAAGACAGGAAAAUUAAGGGAGUCCCGAUCUUAUUGUGAAAAUGCUCUGAGAAUAUAUGCAAAACCUGUACCUGGAACAACUUCAGAAGAGAUUGCUAGUGGGAUGACAGAAAUUUCAGCUAUUUAUGAAUUGUUCAAUGAACCUGAAGAAGCUUUGAAGCUCCUACAGAAGGCCAUGAAACUAUUGGAGGAUAAACCAGGGCAGCACAGUACAGUAGCUGGAAUUGAAGCACGAAUGGGAGUGAUGUAUUACAUGGUUGGAAGGUACGAAGUAUCAUGGGGCUCCUUUGAAAGCGCUGUAGCAAAACUUAGAGCCAGUGGUGAGAGGAAAUCAGCUUUCUUUGGUGUUGUGCUGAACCAAAUGGGUUUGGCUUGCGUACAGUUGUUUAAGAUCGAUGAGGCUGCAGAAUUAUUUGAGGAAGCUAGAGAAAUAUUGGAACAGGAGUGCGGCCCAUGUCAUCAGGAUACUCUUGGUGUAUAUAGCAAUCUUGCAGCAACUUAUGAUGCUAUGGGAAGAAUCGAAGAUGCGAUAGAAAUUCUGGAGUAUGUUCUUAAACUGCGAGAAGAGAAACUUGGAACAGCCAAUCCAGAUUUUGAUGAUGAGAAGAAAAGGCUAGCGGAGCUGUUGAAAGAGGCCGGCAGGUCUAGAAACAAGAAGGCAAAAUCCCUUGAAAACCUUAUUGAUCCCAAUUCCAAAAGGAGUAAUAAGAAAGAGACGUCCAAGAAAUGGUCUGCAUUCGGCUUUAGAAGUUGAGUGUGGAUUUUAUUUUCUCACAGGUAACUAUAAUUUCAUACUAUUAUUUUAUAAGGUAGAAGAUUGUGAAUGGUGUUAAGUUGUAAUUUGUUGAGGCUUGUUGUUCCCAUGGCGUUUGAUUAGCAGUUUCAUCCUCUUUUCUUUUUAACUUUUCCUUCUAUUGUUUUAUUUGUUUCCAUUUGUUAAGUGAAUUGUGGGAAAGAAAUGUCACUUAUUAUCUCCAAAGUGUUUAGGUAA
Molecule: messenger RNA, 3039 nt
Organism: Salvia splendens (bonfire salvia)
Lineage: Eukaryota; Viridiplantae; Streptophyta; Magnoliopsida; Lamiales; Lamiaceae
Product: protein KINESIN LIGHT CHAIN-RELATED 1
Exons: 5
Coding region: 988-2802 (604 amino acids)
Molecular function (GO): protein binding
Source: RefSeq, a predicted model, not a curated record